This is a messenger RNA of Glycine soja, 1307 nucleotides long. RefSeq names its product ribonuclease 2-like. The transcript has 9 exons. NCBI's taxonomy places the organism in Eukaryota, Viridiplantae, Streptophyta, Magnoliopsida, Fabales, Fabaceae. Gene Ontology annotation, biological process: RNA catabolic process. The coding region runs from base 129 to 941 and encodes 270 amino acids. Gene Ontology annotation, molecular function: RNA binding; ribonuclease T2 activity. The record is from RefSeq and is a predicted model, not a curated record. Gene Ontology annotation, cellular component: extracellular region.
GAUCACGAUUGGAGUUCCGUGCGAAACUCGAGAUUGGUGCAAUUAUUUUAAAAUGCACAUGUCCAACUAACUCCCUUUCUUCUAUUUAUUGCCUUCGCAGACACAAAAAUCGCCAUCGGAAACCAACAAUGCCUCCUUUGACUUUGUGGCUGGUGCUGCCUUUUCUCGUGUUGCUAGCGGCGGCAACAACGUCUCCAACACGCGCCACGACGGUCGCCUCGUCGUUCCACGGUCAACGAGAGUUUGACUAUUUCGCUUUCGCGUUGCAAUGGCCCGGCACUUACUGCAAACGCACCCGCAGUUGCUGCCCCACCAACGGUUGCUGCAGAGGCUCCAAUUUUCCAACAGUGUUCACCAUACAUGGACUCUGGCCUGACUAUAAUGAUGGAACCUGGCCGUCCUGUUGCUCUGGAUCUAGUUUCGAUCCAAAAGAGAUAUUGACAUUGACUAAUAGUUUAGAGCAAUAUUGGCCAUCAUUGAGCUGUAGCAAGCCAUCAUUAUGCCAUGGUGGGAAAGGAACAUUUUGGGCUCAUGAGUGGGAGAAACAUGGCACAUGCUCUUAUCCUGUGUUUCGAAAUGAAUAUGAUUAUUUUGUGGCAGUUCUGAAUCUCUAUUUCAAAUAUAAUGUUACGAGCGUUCUAAAUGAUGCUGGAUAUGUUCCGUCUAAUACUGAAAAGUAUCCCCUUGGAGGCAUCAUCUCUGCCAUUGAGAAUGCUUUUCACGCAUCUCCUCAAAUAGUUUGCUCGAAAGAUUCUGUUGAGGAACUUCGCCUAUGCUUUUAUAAGGACUUCCAGCCACGAGAUUGUGCUCUUGGAUCUGACACUAAAAUCAACAUGGUUACUUCUAAAAAAUCUUGUCCCAAAUAUGUUAGCUUGCCGGAGCCGGUAUCAGUGAGUAAGACAGGCACAAUGGACUUCAAAGUCGGGGCUAUGAUGAUGUAGCUCUUUAAGGUUAUGGUACUGUACUUCUAUUUGUAAAUUUCUGUACCUUGCGAAUGAACAAAGCCGCAUGAAUAAAUUUGCUAGGAUGUUGUACCAUUUAUCAAUUUGGAGAUAAAUGAAUAGAGUGACGAGCUGGACAUCUGGAUUGGGAUCUAGACCUGCUAAUGUUUAGGCAGAAAAAAUGAAGUGAUGGUCGAAAGUAUUAUUUGGGAGUUGGGAGCUGUCUCAAGUCUGGUGCCAUGUAUUUGGAGUCUGGGUUUUAUCAUUUUCUUUAUUAUUGGAAGAAUGUACAACUGUAUAAUGGAAUAUGUUGUUGUAUCAUGUGGAAUUAUGAAUAUAUGUACUUUCCCUUAAUAUCAUCUUAUA